Molecule: messenger RNA, 357 nt
Organism: Eruca vesicaria subsp. sativa (arugula)
Lineage: Eukaryota; Viridiplantae; Streptophyta; Magnoliopsida; Brassicales; Brassicaceae
Source: the annotation of a GenBank genome assembly
AUGCAAGGAGAUGGAUCGGGAUCGUCUAGGAGAAGGCAAAAUUAUGGUCCGAAAUUGUGUUUCUGUCACUUAGAGACAGCCAUAAGACAAGGUUGGACAGACAAGAACCCAGGGCGGCGAUUUUAUGGUUGUCCGCGUUUUAAGGAGAAAAAUGGAUGCAACUUCUUUGCAUGGUUUGAUGAAGAGGAUGGUACAUUAUGGCAAACAAGAGCUUUGAUUGAAGCCCGAGAUGAGAUCCCAGAGAAGACUGAGAAGAUUGAGCAGUUAGAAGAUACCAUUGCAGAUCUGAGAACCAAUUUGGAGAAGCUACAAAAUGAAGAGGAGAUUGUUAAAAAGUUUGAGGAAUUCUAUGUUUAA